AUGCCAAACACAACCAGUACCAACUUGGCGAAUGCUACUACAAUCGCAAAUGCUACUCAGAUAGCGAAUGCUACUGUCAUCAAUACGAGCAUGAUCAAAGUGCCUGUCACGUUCUCGAGUCCUACACCUUUCACCACCACACUCGAGGUGGCCCAAACCGCAAUAACGAAAAUCGUCACGAAUGUCACCCAGAGCGUCAUCGAGACAGAGAUUCCAGUCACCAUCAAGGACGGCGCCGUGACGUUGGUGCAGACAACAAUCCCCGUCCCAGUGCCUAGCGAGUCGGCACCGGCGGCCAAGACUCCGGUGGCAGGUAUUGCGGCGCUCUCAGCUGUAUUGGGCGUGGUUAUCAUCAUGGCUUGUAUAGCGGUACUUCUUUUGCUUCGAAAGCUCAGAAACGCGGAGAGCUCGAAUGAAAUCGAUCAGCACCAUUUGUACAGCUCUCCUGAGCUUGACAAGACGGAAGAAGGUCCAACUGUCAAGCAGCUCCAGGACCAGCUCACGUCGGUCCGUCGAGAACUCGCCAGCGUCAUGGUGUUGACUCCCUCAACGAUUCGUGACCGAUCCGACUACGCGCGUGAUCUCGAUCUCAUCAACGAUGAUAUCCGGCAAAUUUCCAUGAGAAUCACCAGGAACUCCUCUUAUUCUACUGCCCCCAAAGUUCGAAACGUCCUAUGCGCUACCCUCCGGUCGGAGAUCUUGACGAGAUUCGACGCAUCUCUCAAACCUGAAGACGAUGCCAAAUUCUCCGAGGUUAUGAGCCGUUUUCCACGAAAACAAUCCGCCCUUCUGUGGAAAGCAAUGGCUGUGCAGAAUUUGCCGGUCGCGGAUGCAAGACCAUUUGCGGAGAAGCUCGUCAUGCAACUGUCUCUCGCCGUCGGAGAGUCUGUACAUAAGGAAGAGCUCACAGCGAUGACGAAGAAUGUGUUGAGUCUCGUUAGAGCCUUAGCAGAGGAUGCCAAAGGCUACAGCCUCACGGUUGGCAAGGAUGGGCAACAAUUGGGUCUCAUAGAGCCAACUUCAGCUGCUUAA
Kockovaella imperatae is the source of this 1032-nucleotide messenger RNA. RefSeq lists its product as hypothetical. Bases 1 to 1032 code for a protein of 343 amino acids. The transcript has 2 exons. The record is from RefSeq and is a predicted model, not a curated record. NCBI's taxonomy places the organism in Eukaryota, Fungi, Basidiomycota, Tremellomycetes, Tremellales, Cuniculitremaceae.